CCGGGCGAUGCCCCGGCCCCUGCCGCGUCCCGGUGGCUCUAGGAGCUCGCGAGUGGCGGCGGCAGCAGCCCCGGUAGCUGGGCCCACGCAGGUAAGGGGCUCGCGCCGGCCCCUUUGCAGCUCCCGGGACGCGGCCUUUGAUAGGUGAAGCCGCGCGGGCGAGCGGGGCAACCGGGCUGCUCCUUGCUCGUGCUAGGAGGGCAGGGGUGUCCGCUGCCAACAGAACCUGGGAUCCUGAGCGGCCGGGAAGGGAAGCCAGUGGAGCUGCCGGUUCGGGAGUCAGAAAGGAGUCACUGAAGUGUCCCGUAGAGACGUCCUCUUCCCCAGAGGGACUCCUGUGCUUCAUGCAGCCAUGGACCUUGAUAAACCGUCUGUCUGGGGCUCAUUUAAACAGCGAACCAGGCCUUUGUUGGUCAACCUGAGCAAGAGGAAGGUGAAGAAGACCUCAAGCAAAGCCCUGGACUUACGGGCCCAGCAUCAUCUGGACCGCCGCCUGAGCCUGUCUGUCCCGGACCUCCUGGAGGCUGAGGCCCUGGCCCCCGCGGGGCGGCCUUACUCCGGCCCCCAGUCAUCCUAUACCUCGGUGCCCAGCAGCCUAUCGACCGCCGGCAUCGUCCCCAAGAGCAGCAGUAGCUCUUUGAAGCAGUCCGAAGAAGAACUGGAUUGGAGUCAGGAAGAAGUCGGCCCCUUCCAAGUCGGGGAAACAGACCCCGAGGAGCCCUUCACCUCUCCCACCGAGGACAGGAGGGCUUCCAGCAACGGCUCCUUGGGUCUGCUCCAGAAAACGCCCCCUGGAGAGGAUGCCCCCGAAGGGCCAGAGAAGCUCUGUGGAAGUGGUGAUCUGAAUGCUGCCCUGACAUCUCAACAUUUCAAAGAGCAAUCUGGUCUCAGGGAAGCUGGCGAUGGCUUGAGUAACCUGCCCAGCCCUUUUGCCUACCUUCUCACCAUCCACCUGAAGGAAGGUCGGAACCUGGUGGUCCGGGAUCGCUGUGGCACGAGUGAUCCCUAUGUGAAGUUUAAGCUGAAUGGGAAGACCCUGUACAAAAGUAAAGUCAUAUAUAAGAACUUGAACCCAGUCUGGGACGAGAUAGUCGUAUUGCCAAUUCAAAGCCUUGAUCAAAAGCUGCGUGUGAAGGUAUAUGAUCGAGAUUUAACUACAUCUGAUUUCAUGGGUUCUGCAUUUGUCAUUUUGAGUGAUCUUGAGCUUAACAGAACGACUGAGCAUAUCUUAAAAUUGGAAGAUCCAAACAGUUUAGAAGAUGACAUGGGAGUGAUUGUAUUAAAUUUGAACCUAGUAGUAAAACAGUGUGAUUUCAAGAGACACCGUUGGUCGAAUCGGAAGCGGUUAAGUGCCAGUAAGUCCUCUUUGAUACGCAACCUCCGGCUCUCAGAGUCCUUGAAAAAGAACCAACUCUGGAACGGGAUUAUAAGUAUAACUUUGUUGGAAGGAAGGAAUGUCUCAGGCGGAAGCGUGGCAGAGAUGUUUGUCCAGUUAAAACUGGGAGAUCAGAGGUAUAAAAGUAAGACACUGUGUAAGAGUGCAAAUCCGCAGUGGCGGGAACAGUUUGACUUUCACUACUUCUCUGACAGGAUGGGCAUUUUGGACAUUGAAGUGUGGGGAAAGGACAGCAAAAAGCACGAGGACCGUUUGGGCACGUGUAAAGUGGAUAUCUCAGCCCUCCCACUCAAGCAAGCCAAUUGCUUGGAGCUGCCAUUGGAAAGCUGCCUGGGGACCCUUCUGAUGCUGGUCACCCUCACACCCUGUUCAGGGGUCUCGGUCUCAGAUUUGUGUGUGUGCCCCUUGGCAGACCCCAGCGAGAGAAAGCAGAUCGCCCAGCGCUUUUGCUUACAGAACUCCCUGAAAGAUAUGAAGGACGUCGGCAUUUUACAAGUGAAGGUUUUAAAGGCAGUAGAUCUCUUAGCAGCAGAUUUCUCAGGUAUAAAAAUCUUCACUUGUAAAAUGCCGACUCCCAUUAAAGAUAUCCAUGAUGUUUUGGAAGUGACAGUGUUUGAUGAAGAUGGGGAUAAGCCUCCUGAUUUUCUUGGAAAAGUCGCCAUUCCCUUGCUGUCUAUUCGAGAUGGACAGACAAACUGUUACGUGUUGAAGAAUAAAGAUUUAGAACAAGCUUUUAAAGGAGUUAUUUACUUGGAGAUGGACCUCAUAUAUAAUCCGAUCAAAGCAAGUAUUCGGACCUUUACUCCCAGAGAAAAGCGGUUUGUUGAAGAUGGCCGCAAGCUGUCCAAAAAGAUCUUAUCCAGAGAUGUAGACCGAGUGAAGAGACUCACCAUGGCUAUGUGGAAUACAAUACAGUUCCUUAAAAGCUGCUUCCAGUGGGAAUCCACGCUGAGAAGUACAGUAGCAUUCAUGGUGUUCUUAGUCACUGUCUGGAACUUUGAACUCUACAUGAUCCCUCUGGCUUUAUUGCUCCUCUUUGUCUACAAUUCCAUCGGAACUGCGAGAGGGAAGGGUGGCAGCAUCCAGGACAGCCAGGAGAGCCCGGACGUGGAUGAGGAGGAUGAUGAAGAUGACAAGGAAUCUGAGAAGAAGGGCUUAAUUGAAAGGAUCUACAUGGUUCAGGAUAUUGUCUCAACUGUUCAAAACAUCUUGGAGGAAUUAGCCUCUUUUGGAGAAAGAAUUAAGAACACAUUUAACUGGACGGUCCCAUUCCUUUCAUUCCUGGCCUGUUUGAUACUGGCAGUUGCCACCAUCACAUUGUAUUUCAUUCCACUCCGGUACAUCAUUUUAAUCUGGGGCAUAAACAAAUUCACUAAGAAGCUUCGAAACCCCUAUGCCAUCGACAAUAAUGAGCUUCUGGACUUCCUCUCCAGGGUACCAUCUGAUGUUCAAAAGGUGCAGUAUGCGGAGUUGAAGCCAGGCAGUAGCCAGAGCCCCGUUCGGAAGAAGCGCAACGCGCUCUAGGACACAAGCUGACUUUGGACGCCAGCAGCCGAUGGGCUGUUGGACGGAUGAGACCGGGUUCUCUGUCGUUCGGUGGCAGCCGUGGUGUCUUUCUGAGAUGCGUGCCGUGUGGAGCCCUGUCUUUACCCUCCCCGUCUUCAUGGCAUAGAUGCACAUGCCCAUGGGCGCAUCCGUGUGCAGGGGUGAUCGACUUGCAUCUGGAGUCAGCCCAGCGAAAGGAAACACUCCAUAGACUGUAAAAGACCAACAUCCCUUCUUCCAACAGGACAUUAAAGCAAGCGUCCAGGGGUCUCAGCACCCUCCUUGAGAACAGCCAGGAGGCCACUUAGAUGCCAGCGUGACUUUGAACUUGUUUUCGCAUCUCUGACAGUUUCGCAUCAAGAUUCAGUGACGUUCACUUGCACCCUCACCCUCCUUUCAGAUGAUUGUUUUUUUUUGUUUCCCCCUCUGAGUUAACAAGUCCUUGAUAGCCACCAUCUACCCAAAUAAUGUAUAUUAUAAAUAGAUUUUUUUUUUUAAUUAUUACCUGGAUCAUCCCAGUUCUUUGGGGAUCUUUCAGCCAUAACAACUAAAGACCUAGAUGUAAAAUUUCAGUAAGCUGCUUGGUGCUGGAUGCCAGCCUGCCUCCUGGUCCAUUGCUGGCAAUGGAUGCUCUAGAAUGUUCUGAGAGAACAUUCACCCAAAACGUGAAGGACUCAGUGAAAAUAUUUGGGUGCUUCAAAUAGCCAUUUCUUCUGAUGUUACUUUUUGCUAAUUUCCCAAAUAUAAUCUCAGUAGUAUAGCUUGAGAAAGAGGGGGAGGGGGUGAAUGAGUGAAUUCUGAGAGUAUUUAGACAGACUGAGGAGCAAGGGGCCAAUGAAUGUGGCUGCUUAUCUGAAUGUCAUAAUCCCUUCACUCGCCUGCACUUUUAAGAAAGUAAAAAUGCUGUAACAAUCCACAUGGCUCUUUUGUUCCUAAGCAAAAUAAGCUACACAUAAUAAAAACAUAUAUCUCAGAACCCCAUUCCUAGAAAGGUACAAUCCCCAAAGUCUUUUUGAGUAUACCAUACUGUCCCAUUUCACUGUAACCUCCUCCAAGUAAAUAUCCCAAUUUUUGUGCAUAUAUAAAAUGUAUGCAAAUAUCUUCUGUUCAAAUUAUAUUUAAGUUGUAAAAACUAUAUUUUGUUGACACAUACUUUGUAUGUGCAGUUUUAUAUGUAUAUAUAUAUAUAUAUAUAUGUAUGUAUGUAUUGUAAAGAAAAAUUGAAGUAAAAAGAUCUGAUUCA
Messenger RNA from Odocoileus virginianus texanus, 4184 nucleotides. The record is from RefSeq and is a predicted model, not a curated record. Lineage: Eukaryota; Metazoa; Chordata; Mammalia; Artiodactyla; Cervidae.